CAGACCCAAACCCAGCCCCACACUGCAGCUGAAGCAGGCGCAGCUUUGUCCGACACCGGCGUUUUAUUUCGCAGCAGAAGGUCGUCUCAUCAACAACACCAAAAAACUACAACCCAGCACUUUUUACGUCGCUAUUUUUCUUCAUAAUUUUACGAAGAACCCUGGAAACGAAAAAUGGACGUUUGUAAAAGCAGAAGAUUUGUUAGUUGACGUCGUGUUUGUUCGUACUCGUUGCUAAGUGGCUAGUUGUUAGCAUUACUGUACCAGAGAUAUCACCUAAAAACAUCGGAAAAAACAACAGACGAGCAACAAGUGCAUUUUAGUUUUAUUUACAUUACUUCUAAAUAGUUAGUGUUUCGUUUUAAAUCGUGUAAAAGUGUUACUGUAACUUAGAUCGUAGUAAAAUUGAAGCGCGUAGUCUUAGUAUUGAAUUCAUAUCGGUAUCAAGGAUCCACCCCCCAUUGGAUUGAACUGGGUAGCCUCUGGUUUGAUGGCAGCUUCAGCUAGUGCCCGAAGACUACCCAUUGGUGUGAGGACAUUGAGUGACUUUCUGCAGAUUGCAACGGUGGGCUCUCCUCGCUCAACACGAACGGUGCUGCAAAGAGGAUGCAUGAGACAACAUAUCAGGUAUUUAUCAUCAUGUGGUAUCCUAAUGACCAGGACUCCCAGAGUGCUUUGCCUUCAUGAGGGGGACAUGAUGUCGGCAGCCCCCCACAGCCGGAGCUUCAUCAGCCUCACCAACAAAAGGAAGGAAUACUCAGAGCGCAGAAUACUGGGGUAUUCUAUGCAGGAGAUGUACGAUGUGGUGGCCAAUGUUGACGAUUACAAGCAUUUUGUCCCUUGGUGCAAGAAGUCCCAGACCAUAAUGAAGAGAGCGGGCCAUGCCAAAGCUCAGCUAGAAGUGGGUUUUCCUCCGGUGGUCGAGAGAUACACAUCCAUGAUCACCAACGUUCGACCGCAUUUAGUCAAAGCUGUCUGUACAGAUGGAAAGUUAUUCAAUCACCUUGAGACAAUAUGGCGCUUUAGUCCUGGAAUACCCGGUUACCCACGCACAUGCACUGUGGACUUUUCUAUUUCCUUUGAGUUCCGCUCGCUGCUGCAUUCCCAGUUGGCCACCAUGUUUUUCGACGAGGUGGUGAAGCAGAAUGUGGCUGCGUUUGAGCGGCGAGCCUGCAAACUGUUCGGACCAGAAACACGGAUCCCGCGAGAACUCAUGUUUCACGAGGUCCAUCAGACGUGAGCCACCGCCACCACCAAACCUCCACAAAAACCGGCCUUAAAACCAAAACUCUGACACAUUUCUCCUGCCCCCACCUGCACGAGACUGCCCACAUGGUCUCAUUUUAAGCUCCACUUUAGCUCCAAUAGCUGCUAAUAAAUGUGUAAGACCUUCAAAUCAUUGGUUGAUAGUGCCAUGUAUUAUGUCUCUGCCUCACUUCUGUUAGUCCAGCUUGUUCAUUUCUACCUCUGCGAAAAGGAUGUUUUUGGCCUCUUCUAACAAUGUUCUCAAAACAGUAAGGCUGCACAAUAUGAGAACAACAUAUGUCAUGUAUUUCACAAUACCUUUUACAGCGUUUCAAUUAAUGUCGUAAACAACAUCGAACUUCCCUUCAAUUCUCUCAAAAAUUUAAAUUUUGUAAAAAGUUCCUCUACAGAAGUUAAUGGUGGCUUGGAAUAUCCCCCAGUACAUUUAUCUCCUUGGAGAGAAGCAGGUGACUCCACCAUACCAAGUUACAGCUUAGGUCUGUGAAGAGACAAUCCUGCUCACAAGCCCAUGCAAUGAGCAGGGACAUUUCCUUUUACCUGAAAAGUUGCUUGAAAAUAAAUUCUUUAUUUGCUGGUCUAAAUCAGAACUUUACAAAAUCAGAAUCUUAAUUAAGAUUAUGAUAUAAAAUAAUUGUUAGAAUAUUUCAAGUCUUGACACAUUUUCAUUUUAAGCAGUGCAUGAAAAUAGAACUGUGUAAACCGUAUAUAUUUAGUUUGUUCAAAGAUAUUGUGUGGCCUUACAUGACCUUCCACAUGCUGUUUAUGUAAACCCCACAGUUGAAUGAUCAUGUUACCAACAUAGCUGAGCUGUUUUUACAGAAUUUGGGUUGUUUAUUUUAUUGCAGUGGUUCUCAAACUUUUCCCACAAAGUAUCAAAGAAAAUAUUUAACUUUCCAAGUACUACCAGAUCUGAAUCGGGACUAGGCCAGAGCUAAACUAGUUCUAAAGAGGGCAAAAACAUGAAUAAUUUUACUCCAAAUUAAAAUGAGCCCAUGUACCAUAGUUUGAGAAGCACUGCCUUACUGGAAAGCUGCAUAUUUUUGAGACCUUAUAAUGGAUAUCCACCAACCUUACGAGACCUGUUACACUGGAACAAGCACAUUACUAUUAUAACAUUUCGCAAAAUCCCUUGCAUUAUUUUCAUUAGUUAUCAUUGCAAGCUUGGUGCAAAAUCAAAUAGUUAAUUUAUUCAGCAGCGGUUAUAUGCAUAGCAUUGUUUUCUAGUUAUUAAAGGUGCCAUGUGGUAAGAGAAAUGUCUUUUUGUGACAUUUUUCAAGGGGAAAAUAUAUAUAAUAUUUGGGAAACAAAGAUUUAUUUUGACAAUUGUUAUGCUGUGAGGAGUUUGUUUUGGUUUGAAAGAUUUGAAUGACCAUCUUUUAAUAAUGUAUUAUUUUACAGCCUGAAGCAAUGUUUGACUAUGUUAAAAAUAUAUAGUACAUCUUCUACCAACAUAUCUAAAAUCGUAAAGGUUUUAAAAAAUACAAAGGCGUAACUUGCACAAGAAGAGACGGGAGAUGUUAUUGAAUGUAUAUGACAUUACCUAGAUAAUUAUAUAUAGAUAAUAUCUAUAUAAUAUAGAUAAUUAUAGCUUUUGGGAUUAGUUAAUUGCAACUUUGAAAUUGCUGGUAUUGUCAGAUUUGAAGAUCAUUGUCCAAUAGUUAUAAAUCAAAGGUGCACUAUGUAACAUUUCUGAUCUGCCACCUGCUUGUCUCUUACUUGUUAUUGCUUAACUUAAAAUGUUCCACAGUACGGCAUUGGAGGUUUGUAUCUUGCAUUUAUGUAAUUACAUGGAUUCAUUGCUCAGAAUUACCUUGAAAACGAAACAAAAAAAACAUGCACACAAAUCUGACCUGGAACUUGGGGAACGUAAGGAGAUGGCGGGCUCUCCACCAAAAAAGUUACAUAGUGCACCUUAAAUACAAAGCCACAACUUGCACAAUAAAGAGAUUUUGUUGUAGGCAUAUGACAUUAUAACAUUAUAAUACCUAGAGAUAAUGCUGUCUACGGUUUGCUAAUUGUGUCCAAUCAAAUUGUGACCAAGAAACUGAAGACUACUGAUGUAUACUGUUAUAACUCAAAAAUGCAAAAAUAUCCUCAAAUUAUGAAGAUAUACAAGAGGCUGAUUUGGGCUGUAGAAUAAGUCAUUAACCAUGUGUAGUGAAAUUACAUUGUGUUUCUUUCAUUGUCAUAUUUAUUAAGGUGCAUGGACGUUUAAAUGUAACUGGGUUUCUUUAGUUUUUAUUUGGGGCUUUAUUUUAAAGUAAUUACACAUUGCCUUAGAUGGGAAGUCAGCAAUGGUUUGUCAAUUGAAGAUUAGGAUUUAUAACAGCCAAAAUAAUAAUCAAAACAAAUAAUCAGAUUGAGGAAUUAAGAAUUAUUUUAAUCCAGCCCCCAAAUUCUGAAAAUUAGAGCCUGUAAAACAAACUAUAAGGGAAUAAGAAGGUAAGAAAGUAUAAGAAAGUAUUACAAUGCUAUGAUUGGUGCAUGAAGAAUGUGUACUUGAAAGAUUUUAAUGGAAAUUGAGUGUAAAAAAGCAAUAAAAAAUGUGCAAUGUAAA
Boleophthalmus pectinirostris (great blue-spotted mudskipper) is the source of this 3823-nucleotide messenger RNA. It is a transcript of the gene coq10a, whose product is annotated as coenzyme Q10A. Gene Ontology annotation, molecular function: ubiquinone binding. The record is from RefSeq and is a predicted model, not a curated record. The coding region runs from base 491 to 1240 and encodes 249 amino acids. The transcript has 5 exons. Gene Ontology annotation, biological process: cellular respiration; ubiquinone biosynthetic process. Lineage: Eukaryota; Metazoa; Chordata; Actinopteri; Gobiiformes; Gobiidae. Gene Ontology annotation, cellular component: mitochondrion.